Molecule: messenger RNA, 282 nt
Organism: Dibothriocephalus latus
Lineage: Eukaryota; Metazoa; Platyhelminthes; Cestoda; Diphyllobothriidea; Diphyllobothriidae
Source: the annotation of a GenBank genome assembly
CUCAAAAAUAAACUUGAUGGACAGCUGACCCCGGCGGAACGGAAGAGGAAGAAAAUAUUCAGUCAGUUGGGUAUGAUUGAGGAGCUCGACCCCGAUACAAUGAAAGUGAAGAAAGUACACGAUGCGUCUUCGAGGACCAUUCCUGAAAAGAGCGAAGAACCUGCACAAGAACAUCCAAAUAAGUCACAAGACAAUGCAGUUGAGCGCAUGUCGCACGGUAUUCUGGGGUUGGUUAUCCUACCGACUCGCGAGCUUGCUCUACAGGUAGAUCGACAUAAGUGA